Brassica napus (rape) is the source of this 1103-nucleotide messenger RNA. RefSeq names its product calmodulin-lysine N-methyltransferase. The record is from RefSeq and is a predicted model, not a curated record. Gene Ontology annotation, molecular function: calmodulin-lysine N-methyltransferase activity. NCBI's taxonomy places the organism in Eukaryota, Viridiplantae, Streptophyta, Magnoliopsida, Brassicales, Brassicaceae. Bases 87 to 1004 code for a protein of 305 amino acids. Gene Ontology annotation, cellular component: cytoplasm. The transcript is spliced from 7 exons.
GGAAACAGUUGUCGUCUUGUUUGCUGAUUAGUUCUGUAAUAAAAAAAUUUGCCGGCGGAGGAGGGGAAGCGAUAACGAUUCUUCCUAUGGAUCCCACUUCUUCGUCUUCUUCAUCUCUUAGAUGGAGAAUCCUUCGCAAAGCUCUGAUCAAUAGAUCUGAUUCUCAAUCUCAAGCUGAGAUCAAGCGGGUUUCAAGGAAAGCAACUCAAGGUUUUAACUUGAUUCCCUGUCAGUUGGUGGCUUCUGCUUUGGAAGAUUCUCGGGAAGCAUGCGUUUGCUACACAAUUCCCAUUCCUCCUUCUCCCAAACUCUAUCUUACACAAAGAGUGGAUAAUUGCAGUGAUCUCAAUGACUUUGAGAUAUCUAAUCGACACAACAUUGAUAACACAGGACUUGUCUGUCAGUGGCCCUCAGAAGAAGUUCUAGCUUACUUUUGCAUGUCUCAGCCAGAUCGCUUCAGAGGUAAAAGAGUCAUUGAGCUUGGAUCCGGGUACGGUUUAGCCGGUUUAGUUAUUGCUGCUACAACUGAAGCAUCAGAAGUGGUCAUCUCAGAUGGAAACCCCCAAGUAGUCAAUUAUAUUAAGCGUAACAUAGAGUCCAACUCCAUGGCGUUUAGCAACAACAGAAGCGUAAAAGCCAUGGAGUUUCACUGGAACCAGCAUCAACUCUCAGAGUUGACCAACACGUUUGACAUCAUAGUUGCGAGCGAUUGUACCUUCUUCAAGGAGUUUCAUAAGGACCUUGCAAGUAUCAUCAAGGUGCUGCUCAAAGCCAACGAACCCUCUGAAGCACUAUUCUUCAGUCCUAAGAGAGGUGACUCUUUAGACAAGUUCCUCAAGGAGAUUGAAGACAUUGGUUUACACUACGUCUUAACUGAAAAAUACGAUGACCAAGUUUGGAAGCGCCAUGAGACGCUUGUGAAAGGAGACGAUGAAUCUUGGCCUAGUUAUGACAAGAGCCACUGUUACCCUUUACUUAUUCAAAUUACUAAUUAUCAUAAAUAGUCAAAGACUGUUUGUUUCAUCUUUGGCUUUGUUUAACAUUCUGUGUGUUUUCUUCAGGGGAUAUGAUAUUUAAGUGGGUGGAUUUGAAAGUUGAAACCU